Molecule: messenger RNA, 1143 nt
Organism: Misgurnus anguillicaudatus (oriental weatherfish)
Lineage: Eukaryota; Metazoa; Chordata; Actinopteri; Cypriniformes; Cobitidae
Source: RefSeq, a predicted model, not a curated record
AUGAACCUGCCUAUACUGAACCCAGCGACGGUGUCGGGGACCGUCGCAUCACCUCCAGUGGGGCUUCUACUACCUCUUGUGGUAUGCCCAGUACCGGACUGGCUGACCAGGAGGAGUCGUGACUGGAUAUUUUCCGAGCUGUGGAGGGCCGCAGUUGACUCUGAUCCGGAUCUGGAAGAGCUGGCGGUCUCGUUUGGUCCGAUCAUCGGCUUGGCCGCGGGACGGUUAAAAAGUUGUCAAAUGCCUUCUCCUCUUCUUCUUCUGAUUUUUCCGUUCAUAAUACAAGGGGUUUGUAGUACAAAUGAUGGGUGGGGUGUGAAUUACAGCUCUUCAUACAUCUGUGCACUAAAGGGUUCAACAGUGAUAAUAAACUGCACUUAUAAAUACCCUAAUGGACAUCAGAUCAAAAGUGUGUUCUGGACCAAUACUACUGUUAAAGGCGAAGAACCUCCAGAUCUGUUUAACGACUCUGAAUACAGUCAGAGGAUUCAAUAUCUGGGAGAUAAACAUCACAACUGCACCAUCAGACUGACUGAUGUGAGACAAACAGAUUCACAUGAGUACUAUUUCAGAUUCAUUACUGAUAAAAACAGAUGGCUUGGCUCACCUGGAGUGACUCUUGAUAUCACAGAUCUUCAGUUGGAGACUUCAGGUAAGAGAGUGACAGAGGGACAAUCAGUGACUUUAACGUGUAAAAGCAGAUGCAGUCUGACUAACAGAUUCAUCUGGUUUAAAAACACACAGCCAUUAAGUGAGAAAACAGACAAAAACAAUGAACUCAUUCUGCAGUCAGUUACAAGAGAGAAUGCAGGCAACUAUAGCUGUGCUGUACAGGGACACAAUCUCACAUCACCUCAUCGAUAUCUCAAUGUCAUCUACACUCCAAAUAAACCUGUAAUCUCCAUCAAACCUGAUGAAAUAAUGGAGGGUGAUUCAGUGAAUCUGACCUGCAGCAGUGAUGCAAAUCCACCUGUUCAUAACUACAGCUGGUUUAAAGUGAAUAAAACAACAUCUGUUGGAUCUGGACAGACGUACAUCAUUACUAACAUUAACUCCAGUCACAGUGAAGAGUUUUACUGUGAGGCUCAGAAUGAAGUCGGAUCUCAGAGAUCUGCUGCUGUUUCAGUCAGUGUUAAAGUCUGA